AUGAGCGUUCCCUCAGAUGACGAGUACGAGGGGAUGCCCCCUCCGACGAUCCGCAAUGCUUACGCGGACGACACCAUAAAGAUCAUGCUGGCCACGGACAAUCAUAUAGGCUAUCUGGAACGAGAUCCUAUACGUGGGCAGGAUUCCAUAGAGGCGUUCAAGGAGAUUCUGCAGCUUGCGGUGAAGCAUGAUGUGGACUUCAUCCUUCUGGCCGGAGAUCUAUUCCAUGAAAACCGACCGUCAAGGGACUGCCUAUACCAAGUCAUGGCGUUGUUACGGGAGUACACACUUGGAGACAGACCAAUCCAGGUCGAGCUGCUGAGUGACCCGAACGACGGGAAGCCAGCGAGCUAUUCUUUUCCAGCAAUCAACUACGAAGACCCCAACUUAAACGUGGCCAUACCUGUGUUCUCCAUUCAUGGGAACCACGAUGAUCCGCAAGGUGCCGGACCAGAAGGUGCUCUCUGCGCACUGGACAUGCUCUCUGUCACUGGUCUCAUCAACUACAUGGGCAAAAUCGACCUGCCAAUGAACGACGCCGAAGCGCAGGACACCGGUAUCGCCAUUCGGCCCGUUCUUCUACGGAAGGGCAACACUCGUCUUGGACUCUACGGUGUAGGGAACGUGAAGGAUCAGCGUAUGCACUUUGAGCUUCGGAGCAAUCGCGUGCGGAUGUACAUGCCGAAGGACAAGGACAGUUGGUUCAACAUUCUGCUCUUGCACCAAAACCGGGUAGCCCACGGACCGCAGCAGUCGGUCCCGGAGGGGAUGUUUGAUGACAGCAUAGAUUUGGUCGUCUGGGGCCACGAGCACGACUGCCGAAUCAUUCCUGAGCCUGUUGCUGGAAAACGCUACUAUGUCACCCAGCCAGGUUCCUCUGUCGCAACGUCUCUCGCGGACGGGGAAGCGAUCGAGAAGCACGUCGCGCUGCUGAAGAUACAGGGCAAGGAGUUCGAGCUCACACCAAUACCUCUACGGAGCGUGCGUCCCUUUGUCAUCGACGAGGUCGAUUUGAGUGAGGCAGCAGAGGAGCUUGGCUUUGACCUCACCGACAAGAUCGAAAUAAGCAAGUACUUGAAGAACAGGGUCAACGAGCUCAUCAACAAAGCCAACGAACAAUGGGACGAACGCAACGCGCGCGCCCUCGAGGAAGGCGAGCCCGAGCUUCCGCGCCCCCUCCCGCUCAUCCGCCUCAAAGUCGAGACCACUGGCGUCUCAGAGAUGUCCAACCCCGUGCGGUUCGGGCAAGACUUUAUCGGGCGCAUUGCGAACCCGCGCGACGUGCUCACGUUCCACCGCUCGAAGAGCAAGGGCGCGAAGGGCAAGGGAAAGAUCAAGGCGGACGUACCGGAGCUGAGCAUCGACGACCCGGACCUGACUGUGGGCGAGAAGCUGAGCAAGGUGCGGGUGCAGACGCUGGUGAAAGAGUAUCUGGCGGCGCAGGAGCUGCAGCUGCUAGGCGAGGCGGGCAUGUCGGACGCGAUUGAGUUGUUUGUGGAUAAGGAUGAUUCGCAUGCGAUCCAGACGCAUGUUCACAGCGCGCUCAGGUCAUUGAUGAAGGGCGUGCAAGCUAGCGAGGGCGAGGUCGACGCCGAUAACAUCGACGAGCUGGUGGAGCAAGUGCGCGAGCAGCACGAGCAGCGAUAUCUCCAGAAGCGAACCGAAGAGCCGGCAAAGGGCAAGGGUAAGGCGAAGGCAGCAGAGGAGUCUGACGCGUCCGUAGACUCCAUGAUGAUGGACGUCGACCAGGGCGGCUCCGACUUUGAUAGGCAGAUGUCGGAUGCGCCGCCUCCACCGAAAGCCAAGGGCAGGGCAGCCCCCAAGAAAGCCGCUGCGCCCGCAAAGAAAGCGCCUGCGCGAGGCAAGAAGGCAGCAGCUCCUCCAUCGGACGACGAAGACGAGGACGAGAUAGAAGAUGAAAUCGUGCCUCCCAAGCGGACGAACCGGGCUGCUGUUCUCAGUCAAUUGACGAAGAAAGCCCCGGCUAGGAAGGCUACUGGUACGAAAGCAGCUGCCUCAGGUAGUAAGCAGACGCAGGCGACUCUCAACUUCGCACCCGCCGGUCGAAUGUCCGCUCGCGCUGCUGCUACGAGGGCCAAGCGAAAGGUGGCUGAGACAAUCGAGCUUGAUAGUGAUUGAUUUAGAUGCAUGCUCGGGCAUUGUCUCGUAGUGCCUCUUGUGUAUCAUACGACCGGUACGGAUUGCGAUUGCGUUC
Messenger RNA from Dichomitus squalens LYAD-421 SS1, 2215 nucleotides. Its product is annotated as DNA repair exonuclease. NCBI's taxonomy places the organism in Eukaryota, Fungi, Basidiomycota, Agaricomycetes, Polyporales, Polyporaceae. Bases 1 to 2139 code for a protein of 712 amino acids. Gene Ontology annotation, molecular function: DNA endonuclease activity; 3'-5'-DNA exonuclease activity; manganese ion binding. The record is from RefSeq and is a predicted model, not a curated record. Gene Ontology annotation, cellular component: nucleus; Mre11 complex. The transcript is spliced from 12 exons. Gene Ontology annotation, biological process: mitotic intra-S DNA damage checkpoint signaling; telomere maintenance; double-strand break repair via nonhomologous end joining.